This is a messenger RNA of Malania oleifera, 2639 nucleotides long. RefSeq names its product protein ROOT PRIMORDIUM DEFECTIVE 1. The record is from RefSeq and is a predicted model, not a curated record. Gene Ontology annotation, molecular function: RNA binding. The transcript has 2 exons. NCBI's taxonomy places the organism in Eukaryota, Viridiplantae, Streptophyta, Magnoliopsida, Santalales, Ximeniaceae. Bases 240 to 1421 code for a protein of 393 amino acids.
GUCCUUCCACAGGCAUAACAAUUUUCGUUGUUUUACUUGCGCCGGCCGCAUACUUUCUGACGAUGACCAUCAAUGGGUAAGUGUUACCCGUCCGACGUAGUCCGGAUGAUGUCCUGAAUCCAACCGCGCAACGGCACUGCUGCCCCCCGAGCCCAGUUGUAGGGAUUGUUUGAGGGUCAAAGAAGCAACGCAGCUCUGGGAGGCUGAGCGAGAGGAGGCUUAAACCUUAGUCGUCAAUAAUGGCGACCCACACGAUCAAGUUCGUCUGUAGAAACCCUUACGCCCUGUCCAUGGCGGUGCGAUUCAAGACAACCUCAUCCCAGUACGUAUCGUCCAGAGCCAGAGACCCCGUCUUCGAGAAACUCAUGGACAAGUACAAAAACCUCCUCAAAGUCAUUGCUGUUCAAGACCUUAUCCUCGCAAGCUCCCGCUCACCGCCCUCAGUCUCCCUCGAUUUCCUCUCCAGGCUCUCCCAGAAGCUACGCCUCAACCGCGGCGCCGCCUCCUUUCUCCGCAAAUACCCUCACAUUUUCCAGAUUUUCUACGAUCCCGCUAAUUCCAAGCCCUUCUGCAGAGUAACGGACGCCGCCAUUCAAAUUUCCCGCCGGGAAGCCGCCGCAAUUGAUGCUUCGAUGCCUCUCGUCGUCAACCGAUUGGUUCGGCUUCUCUCCAUCUCUGCCUCCAAAUCGCUGCCGCUUCGAGCUAUUUUCAAAGUUUGGAGGGAGCUUGGCCUGCCUGACGAUUUUGAGGACUCGGUAAUACCCAAACAUCCUAAUCUUUUUAAACUUUGCGACGCCCACGAACCCAAUACUCAUUUACUGCAAUUGGUUAAUGUAGUUCCUUGCGAUGGUUUUACGGCUGCCGUUGAUGAUUGGAGAGUUGCGGAGUGUUCUAGGGAGGAUACUGAUGUUGACAGGACAGAACUCCGGUUUAGUUUCAAACACGGGUAUCCUCCGGGUAUGAGGUUGAGCAAGAAUUUCAAGGCCAAGGUAAAGGAAUGGCAGAGAUUACCCUAUACAGGGCCCUACGAGGGGAUGACAGAGAAUAAGAUGUCUAAGGCUGGACUGAUGAGGUUGGAGAAGCGGGCAGUCGGGAUCGUUCAUGAGUUCUUGAGUUUGACGGUGGAGAAGAUGGUGGAAGUGGAGAAGAUAAGUCAUUUUAGAAAAUGGUUUGGGAUUGAUUUGAAUGUGAGGGAUUUGUUCUUGGAUCAUCCUGGAAUAUUCUACUUAUCAACCAAGGGGAAGAGGCACACUGUAUUUUUAAGGGAAGCGUAUGAGAGGGGGAAUUUGAUUGAUCCAAAUCCAGUUUAUGAUGCAAGGAGGAAGCUCCUUGAUCUUGUAAUUUUGGGACGAUGUGGUUUAUCCACCGGAGGGUCAAUGUCGAAAGAUACUGUUACAAGUGAGGAUGCUGCAUUUAAGUAAUAUGAUAACUAUUGAAGAAAUGACCUUUGAAAUGUUUAGCGCCUUUGUAAUUGAAAAUUUGGAAAUGAAGAUCAGAUGGCAUAUAUGUAGUUGCCUCAGCAAGUAUUGGCGGAUUUUACAUCCGCUUCAAUGUGCCAUGACAACUUCAUCUUGAUUAGAUGUUUUUCAUGUCCUUUUACUUCAGAAAAAGAGAAACUCUUGUAGUUCUUUAGAGGCUCUUUUUGGGACUAGGUGUUGAAGGCAAGCAGAAGAUUCCUUUGAAGAAAUGGAGGGCUAGGCUAUGUUUGAUUUUCAUCAUCCCCAUUGGUGCUUUGAAUUGAAACUAUUUAUGUGUGGUUUUGGAUGUCUCCGAAGUGGCAGUUUCAUUGUGCUUUGUGCAACACCUGCCAUCCACUGUCCGUUCAGUGAAGGUUGAUUUGUUGGUCAUGAUGGAAUGUGCGAAUUGAUUCAGGAUGUUUGAAUGGGAGCAUCUCUAGGAGGAACCUUCGCAUAUUUGACACCGUAUUCGGGUGCGGACCCAGCGCGUCACUUCGUGGUGAUGACUUAGCCCAUUGUUGCCCACUUUUCGCUACACUCAAUUGUUGCCCACUUUUCGCUACACUCAGGUGGCAGCGAAUAUUUGGUAAGGAUUCAUGUCAUAAUGAUCUGAUAAAUUUUACGCUGGCCGUCAGCUACCUAACGCAACCUUCCUCCUUUACUCGAGCUUGGGACUGGUUGUGUGUGAAAAGAUUAGGACAUUAAGUGCAACGUAGGCGGAGUUAAGUGCAUAAUGAUUUGACAAAUUUUACGCUGGCUGUCAGCUACCUAACGCAACCUUCCUCCUUUACCCGAGCUUGUGUGUGUGAAAAGAUUAGGACAUUAACUGCAUCACAGGCGGAGUUAAUAAUGAGAGGACGGAGAUUAUGGAAAGCUUUGUUGUGCUUGAAUGAGCCACAUUAAUGGUUGAUGACAUAGAAGGUUAAGCUUGGAGCUUGCAGUUGCUGGACAGUAUGGACUAGAUUAUUAUACAAUGUGGAAUGAGAAUGAGUUUAUCAAACUGCCUUUAAAUAAUUCAAUAAAAAAAUUUGAGUCCAUGAAAAAUGCAGGAAGUCUUUUCCCUUUCAAAUGUACUAAAAUGAAAAGAAAAAGAAGAAAAAUACAGAAUAAUCAAAUAACAGUUGGAGAACAUGAAUUUGUAGUCAUCAGGCAUGCUAAAUACACUUUUGACUUUUUUUUUUA